UGUUCUCACUUCAGUAGUUUCUGCUCUUUGAUGACCCGUUGUUAAUUUAUUUUCAGCUAAACAAAAGGUUUUGUUAAGGCGCCCGGCCGUUAAGGUCGACAUGAACGCUGAGAGGAUUAAGUCCUUUGUUUUGCUGUUAUCUUAAGUUAGCGACUCGCUCUCGGAGAAGGAAAGCAGAUCCAAGGGACUUUACUUUAUUCGUGUGAAAUCUGUGGCACCGUGGCUGCAUGCGUUAUGUUUAUGCACAUGAAGGAAGAGAAGGUAAAGAAUGUUAUGCUGAAAGCGCAGUGUUUGCUCCGGAGGGUGAUCAAGAAGCUUGAAAUGUCCGUCGUGUCAAACUGCCUCGAGUGCAUCAAAAUGGGAAGAGGCAGCAGGAUGGAGUCAUCAUGUCUGGACCUGGCUCUGGAGGGUGAACGUCUCUGUAAGGCUGGUGACUAUCACGCUGGUGUGUCUUUCCUUGAGUCUGCCAUCCAGGUUGGAACUGAGGACCUCCAAAUCCUCAGCGCCAUCUACAGCCAGCUGGGAAAUGCCUACUUUCACCUUCAGGAGUAUAACAAAGCUUUGGAGUAUCAUCGGCAUGACCUUACACUUACCAGAACGAUUGGGGACGAAGUUGGCGAGGCCAAAGCCAGCGGUAACCUUGGGAACACGUUAAAGCUUUUAGGACGGUAUGAUGAAGCAGUGGUUUGUUGCCAAAGACACUUGGAUAUCACAAGAGCCAUAUAUGACAAGGUUGGGCAGGCUCGAGCGCUGUAUAAUUUCGGAAACGUUUACCACGCCAAGGGCAAGAGCAUCUGCUGGACUGGAGCAGAGCCAGGAGAGUUUCCAGAAGAGGCCAGGAUAGCCCUGAGGAAAGCUGCAGAGUACUAUGAGGCAAACCUGGCUGUGGUGAAAGAGUUAGGUGACCGGGCGGCCCAGGGUCGAACCUAUGGGAACCUCGGCAACACUUACUAUCUCCUGCGAGACUUUGAAACUGCAGUAGCUGCACAUGAAAAGCGGCUACUCAUUGCUAAAGAGUUUGGAGAUAGGUCUGCGGAGAGGAGGGCCCACUGCAACCUUGGCAAUGCUUACAUAUUCCUCAGCCAGUUUGACGUGGCGGCCGGUCAUUACAAGAGGACUCUGCAGCUGGCCAGGCUUUUGAAGGACAGAGCAGUGGAGGCUCAGGCCUGUUACAGCCUGGGCAACACAUACACUCUGCUGCGGGACUAUGAGAGGGCCAUUGAUUAUCACCUCAAACAUCUGGUCAUCGCUCAGGCCCUCAACGACCGAGUUGGUGAAGGAAGAGCGUACUGGAGUCUAGGAAAUGCCCACACUGCCCUGGGGAAUCAUGAGCAAGCCAUGGACUUUGCAGAGAAACAUCUGGAAAUUGCCAAAGAGACUCGAGAUAAAAGUGGCGAGGCGACGGCCAGGAUGAACUUGUCGGACCUGCGGCUGGUUGUUGGCCUAAAGACAAACUCCAACAUCAAUCCUAAUGUCUUCUGCAACACCAAUACCAACAGCUCUCCAAUGACAGUGAGGUACCAGGGUUACCCCAUCCUGUCAGAGGGCAAGUCUCCAAGGACGAGAGGUAGUAGUGGAGAAAACCCAGAACUGACUCCAGGCGCUGACAAAAAUCAAAGUAUAGAGUUGCCAGCACAACCAGACUGGGAGGAAGACGCAUUCCCCGGGUCUUCAAAAAACAACACGAUAAAGGCCUCAACUAAGCUUUUCCUGUGGCUGAAAAGCAAACAGAAGAACCACAAAUCCACUCCCAAAGACCAGCACGAAAACAUCAGCGAGCACACAGCUCCCGAGUCUCACGCUCCCGUGUCUCCCAAGCUAGGUUCACGGGACACUGUUGGCGAGGACGGCUUUUUCGACCUCCUCUCUCGUUUCCAGGGCAACAGAAUGGACGACCAAAGGUGCUCUCUACUGGAUGGCCCGAGCCAUCUCCCCGCCCACCCCUCUCCCUCCUCCACCCUACCUGUAGCUGAAAGGAAACCUAUUUCAGAUUGCAAUACACCAUUCCAGGAUCCCGGUCAUUUCCUGGAGCUGCUGGCCAGCUCCCAGGCCCGUCGUCUGGACGACCAACGAGUCAGCAUGAGCCAUUUUCCUGGCUUACGUCUCAACACCUCCAGCCCGCCUCAUAUACCCUCCACCUCCAGCACAAAUCAAACCCCGUUGCAAGCCCCCAUCUCCACAACAGAUACACCUCACACACACUCCCUCUACGAUCGCCUCGAGGCCAGUGCUGAUCAGCCGGAGGGGGACGAGGUUUUCUUCGACAUGUUAGUGAAGUGCCAGGGCUCCAGACUGAACGACCAGAGGUGCGCUGCUCCAACUUCCUCAGCUAAAGGACCGACUGUUCCAGACGAGGACUUUUUCAGCCUCAUCCUUCGUUCCCAAUCCAACAGGAUGGAGGAGCAGCGGGUUCCUCCUCCUGGAGUCGCACAGUCCAAACCGGGCUGACGCCGUGGAGCUAUUUGUCACUUUAUCUCAGGAUAACCAAUGAAGUAACCAAACUUCUUAGUUUUAAUUAACAGUUUGUGUUUUUGGGACCCACACUUCUGAACCGUCCUGGCAAGAAGAGAUGAGAAGCUACAAGGAAGAAGGGUCUGGAAUACAAAACUGUCUUUGUCAAAUCAUGGGAAAUUUAUGAUUUUAACUUGUUUUUAGAUUUUUUUUUUUUUUUCCUUUUUAUGAGACAACUCUGCACCAGUGACCUCUGCCUUCUCUGGAGGCUUGCAUCCAGUCACUCAUACAAAUCGUGGAUAAAAGACUAGAGGUGAAAACCAAAGAGAUGUCUGCUUGAUCGUGAUGGAUUAGAUGCAUUUCAUGAACACAAGGGUCUGACGAUGAGCAAACUGGAGCAGUGCAUAUUAGUUUGAACUGCUCCCAGACCUCUCCAGCAGGAGGUGGAGUUUUGAAAUCCCUUCUGGGGAAAUAAAAGCCCACUGCUAAGCUGGUGACCAGUGGAGCCAUUUACAGUAUCUGCCUCCAGACAGUGAUUUUGAAGACUUUAAGACAGUGUUAAAUGUCGUUUGUGUGUUGUCCACAAACCGAAAUGGGAUUUUUUCUGCAUUGUGUUAAUUCGCUAGUGCAAGGGAGAGAAAAAAAUAAUGUAAUUUUAGCUUUUAUACCAAUAACAUCUCCUGACAAUGGAGAAAUAAAAUCUCAUUUAAUUUA
Messenger RNA from Mugil cephalus (flathead mullet), 3165 nucleotides. RefSeq names its product G-protein-signaling modulator 2-like. The transcript is spliced from 15 exons. Bases 235 to 2448 code for a protein of 737 amino acids. NCBI's taxonomy places the organism in Eukaryota, Metazoa, Chordata, Actinopteri, Mugiliformes, Mugilidae. The record is from RefSeq and is a predicted model, not a curated record. Gene Ontology annotation, molecular function: protein binding; GTPase regulator activity.